Messenger RNA from Vidua macroura (Pin-tailed whydah), 2662 nucleotides. It is a transcript of the gene KCTD21, whose product is annotated as potassium channel tetramerization domain containing 21. Gene Ontology annotation, molecular function: histone deacetylase binding; cullin family protein binding. Gene Ontology annotation, biological process: ubiquitin-dependent protein catabolic process; protein homooligomerization. The record is from RefSeq and is a predicted model, not a curated record. The transcript is spliced from 2 exons. Lineage: Eukaryota; Metazoa; Chordata; Aves; Passeriformes; Viduidae. Bases 86 to 868 code for a protein of 260 amino acids.
CAAAAUUCUUCCUAAACUCAGCUCUCGUUGGUGCCUACUGUCUGCUGAAAUCUGGAAUUAGUCCCAGCACCGUGACUUUUCCAUCAUGUCGGAACCGAUCACGCUCAAUGUUGGAGGAAAACUCUAUACCACCUCUCUGUCCACUCUGACUAGCUUUCCAGACUCCAUGCUGGGGGCCAUGUUUAGUGGGAAGAUCCCAACCAAGAAGGACAGCCAAGGCAACUGCUUUAUUGACAGAGAUGGCAAAAUCUUCCGCUAUAUCCUGAACUUUUUGCGAACUUCUCACUUGGACCUUCCCGAAGAUUUUCAGGAAAUGGGCUUACUGCGGCGAGAAGUAGAUUUUUAUCAAAUUCAGCCUCUGAUUGAGGCCUUGCAGGAGAAGGAGGUAGAGCUUUCUAAAGCAGAGAAAAACGCCAUGCUUAACAUCACCCUCGAUCAGAAGACCCAGACUGUUCACUUCACUGUCCGAGAAGCACCCCAGAUUUACAGCCUGUCUUCCUCCAACAUGGAAGUGUUCAGUGCUCAUAUCUUCUCCACAUCGUGCCUGUUCCUGAAGCUUCUUGGUUCCAAACUGUACUACUGUUUCAAUGGAAACCUUUCCUCAAUAUCCAGUUACCUGCAGGACCCCAACCACUUGACCUUAGAUUGGGUUGCAAGUGUGGAAGGCCUUCCCGAAGAGGAGUACACCAAGCAGAACUUGAAGAGACUCUGGGUGGUGCCAGAUAAUAAGCAAAUCAAUAGUUUCCAGGUGUUUGUGGAAGAAGUGCUGAAAAUAGCCAUGAGUGAUGGUUUCUGCAUAGAUUCUGCUCAUCCACAUACUUCAGAUUUCAUGAAUAAUAAGAUUAUUCGCCUAAUUCGGUACAAGUAGGAAUGGCUGUUGUGGUGCUAGCAUGGAGAUAACACAGGUUAAGUGUUUCCCUUUAAAACACACUUACAGCCUAAUUCAGAAUCAUGAUUAUCUGGAUUAAGAGUCACUAACAAGGGGAUGAUUUUCCUUUAAUGUACUUACCAAUACGACCUUCCAGAAUGUGUCCAUAUUCCAGACAGAAGCAAUAUUGUCUAGCGCCUGAAUUAAGGACUGGCUCUGUCUCUGCCUCUGCCUCUGACCUGCUGUAUAAUUCUGGGGAAAAUUACUUAACUUCUGCCAUCUCUACGUUUUCCAGUUAGAAAAUGGGUGAUCCUUAACCCGCAAUGCCAGGGGAUGCGAGAGUUCAGUAACCAUGGUUUGGAAUGUAUCUGGAGAAUGGAUGCAGUGAAAGAUACCAUGGAGCUGCAGUGCAGCAGACAGCCCUAGGAGCACAUUUGCCAUGCCUUGCUGUAUCACCCGUGCAGAGCAUUCAAGAAGCUUUGGAUCUGCAGAGGAGAAGCCUUCCCACAUGCACUCAAGACAGCUGUAAAGGAUGGUACGAGUUGCAAAUGAGUAAGGGAUCCCAUCUCUUUGGGUUCAACAAAGGAUUUCUGUGAAGUUGGCUUGGGUUUUUUUCUGAACCCUGUGAGGAAGCCCCUGCUUUAUUGUGCUUUCAGGGAAGCUGUGUUGGAAUAAUGUGACUGGCAAGGAAGCUGUAGAAGACAGAAUGGUGUUAUUACAAACCAAGAAGGUUAAAUCUUUACUUUUACAUUCCAAAGGCAUCUGAGACAAGUAGUCCUUUUCUUUCUCUUGAAAUGUUAAUAUUUGUCUGGAGGAUGCUGCUGAAACUUUCUAAAGUGAAGACAGAUUUUGGGUCAGAUGCCGCCAGAUAUCUUCUAAACAUUUGAGCCUCUUUUGGGCAUAUCUCCCUUCAGCAGUGCCUGAAAUGCAUGGGAUGCUGUCUGGGUAGGAUGGAUUUAAUUUGAAAAGACAACAUUCUCACCAGGUUACACCUAGUAUUUUUCAUUGCAAAAACAGAGGGUCGUUUUUCCUAUCCUGGUUCAUUGAGCCUUUUAAUGUCUAAUAUCUGUGUGAAAUGGUCGGGUCACUAAAAGAAUUUUACCUGCUUGCUUGGCUUCAGUGUCAGCUUGCCAGAGGGAAAGCAGUGGGGAACCAGAGGUCAAACUCUUCCCUACACACCUGAUCUGUACUGUAAUGAAGAUCAUAACUCACUAGCUGCAUGUUGUCUCUAAACAUCAUUUGUGCCACAUUCAAGAUGGUUCUUUCUCAGCUAAUUAUGUUUCAAAGCAUCUUAACUGUAUUUCCCUAACCACAUUGCUAUGAGUGCAUGAGAGGCCCUCUGGAACAUUUUCAGGUAUCUUUAAUGAGAUAGAAGGGAAAAUACAAUAACUAAGUUUUGCAUUUAGAGGUUUAGUGCUUCCAAAGUUUUCUAGCACAGGGCUGCAAAGCUCAAUAAAGCACACGUUCUUGUUUCCCAAAGUAACUACUUUGUCGUUACAUGAAGCUGACCUGUGAACAAGCAUAAAGAAGCUUUUUUUCUUGUAAAAAAACAGUGUGAUCAAUAUAUUUUUACUGUCCCAAACUGUGGCUGCAUGAACAACACAAAUCAGCAUGCUCACAGGUAAAAUGCACAUUCUGCAGUUGUUACAAACCACUGCCCUUUGUCUGACUUGGUGCUAAACCAGCAUGAUAUACGUGGGACCAUGUUGUCAGAAGGCACUGAUUGGGCUUGAAGCCCCCAGAACCACUAAAUGUGGCAAAUUUUGUGUAUUUAUAGGAUUGUAAACAGAAUUU